Molecule: messenger RNA, 744 nt
Organism: Cannabis sativa
Lineage: Eukaryota; Viridiplantae; Streptophyta; Magnoliopsida; Rosales; Cannabaceae
Exons: 1
Coding region: 1-744 (247 amino acids)
Biological process (GO): protein ubiquitination
Cellular component (GO): cytoplasm
Molecular function (GO): ubiquitin protein ligase activity
Source: RefSeq, a predicted model, not a curated record
AUGAUUUCUCCUGAAGUAAUUGGUGAUCCUCGUUACGAUAUAUCACCCUAUAGAUAUAGUUAUACUACUCAACCUAACACAAUAGAAGAAGAGCCACAUGCUCCUUUCUUUACCAUUAACUUAAAUGCCAAGUUCAUUCUUGUUCCACACCUAUCUAUUAUGGAAGAUGAAGAUGAAGAAUCUUUAUUCGACGACAACGCUGGAAAUCCAACUGCUUUUUUAGAAAAUAUUGGAUGGAUUUCGUACGAGACAUUGAUGAAGAGCGACGUUACUGAAACCAUAGUUUACGUUCAAGACAUGCUUGCUGCGAUCUAUCUUCCUUCUCUCUCUUAUAUUGCCGAUCGCAUUAUUGAUUGCUGUAAAAAUAUGAUAAACAACAACGAUUAUGAUCAUAAUUUGAAUGAAGAAGUCGGUGUUAAUAUUUCCGUUGAAGUUUUGGUUUAUGAACUACCUCAACUUGAUGACGACGACGACUACGACGACGACGACGACGACGAUGAUGACGACUUUGAUAUGAAUGAUGUUCCAAUUUGCUUUGUGGCGGCAAGUGAAGAGUCAAUCGAGAAAUUAGAAAAAGUUUGGGUUAAAGAUAAUCCAAUUUUUUGUUCGAUUUGUUUGGAGGAUGUUUCGGUUGGUUUGGAAGCUGCUAAGUUACCAUGCACUCACGCGUAUCAUGAAGGAUGUGUUGUUGAGUGGCUACAAGUUAGUAAAUUUUGUCCAAAUUGUAGAGUCGAGAUAGUUUAA